Messenger RNA from Drosophila hydei, 873 nucleotides. RefSeq names its product chymotrypsin-2. The record is from RefSeq and is a predicted model, not a curated record. Bases 1 to 873 code for a protein of 290 amino acids. Lineage: Eukaryota; Metazoa; Arthropoda; Insecta; Diptera; Drosophilidae. The transcript has 2 exons. Gene Ontology annotation, biological process: proteolysis. Gene Ontology annotation, molecular function: serine-type endopeptidase activity.
AUGCCAACUGCUAAAUUUCAACAGCUCUUGAGCUUGAGCUCUUGCCUCAUUGUUAGUCUCUGCCUGAUGUCCAUGGCAGAGGCUGGCGAGGAAGUGACAACACUUCUAGCUGCAGAGCAGAGCAUCUUGCGCAUCAAUGGUGGCCAGCAGAUGAAUCAGUCGGUGCCCUAUCAGAUCUCCAUGCAGAUGCUGCGACGCGGUGGCUGGCGUCACUUCUGCAGCGGCUCCAUAGUCAGCGAGCAGCAUGUGCUCACCGCCGCUCACUGUGUGGACAAGCUGGAGGUGAGCAGCCUUAGUGUGCUCGCUGGCGUACUCAACUGGAAGCAGGCCGGCCAGAGGCACAAGAUUGUGGCCAAGCAUGUGCAUCCGCAAUAUGCUAUGAGUCCACGCAUCAUCAAUGACAUUGCCCUGCUGAAGGUCAGUCCGCCAUUUGAGCUGCAGCGGGCCGAGGUAUCCACGAUACAUUUGGGUGGCACGGAGCGAAUCGGUCGCCAUGUGCCUGUCCGGCUCACCGGCUGGGGCUCUACAACGGCCAGCAGCACGGGCACUCAGUUGCCGGAUCGCCUGCAGGUGCUUAACUAUCAGACCAUCUCGAAUGAGGAAUGCGUCAAGAGGGGCUUUCGCGUCACGCCCAACGAGAUUUGCGCGCUGUCCGCACCGGGCCGGGGCGCCUGCAUGGGUGACUCGGGUGGUCCGCUGAUCUUGGCAAGCGGCGGCAACCGGCAACACCAGUUGGUGGGCAUUGUGUCAUAUGGCAGCGCCACCUGUGCCCAGGGCAGGCCUGAUGUCUAUACGCGUGUCUCCAGCUUUUUGCCCUACAUCAGCACGAUCCUUAACCAGGAUCUGGGCCCAGUCGCAACGCCUAAACAAUAA